GCUAAGUGCGGACCUAUCUUGUUGACAAAUGGAGGAUAAUGUAUGAAAAUCUCCGGCGAUAAAUAUUUUUUUUACCACACAUUGCAUUUACAUCGUCGAGAACAGAUAACUUUAUCAAAAAUGCCACCAAAAAAGCCGGCUCCCGUGAAAGCACCAGUAAAACCUGCAGCAAAAGCUGCACCCAAACCAACAGGGAGGGGAGCACCUGCAAAACGAGGUGCCCCGGCUGCAGGAGUGAAAAGAGGUGGUGCAGCUGGACCAGCUGCGGCUAAAGGUAAGGCUGAGCCAGCAAAACCUAAAGCAAAAGUCUGGACAAAACAGGAUGAAGCGGCCAAGAAAAUUCAAACACAGAUCAGAGUGUUUUUGGCCAGAAAGACAGUCGCCAGAAAGAGAAAAGAAAAACAGGACUAUGAUGAACUCAUGGAUAAAAUUGAAAAAGAGGCAUUUAUGAAAAUCGUUCAAAUGGAGCAAGAACAAGCAGAUCGUGAGCGUAAGAAGGAAGAGGAGGAGAGGCGGAGAAGGCAAGCUGAAACAAAGAGGAGGAAGAGGAUGCUGGAGGCAGCCUUUGAGGGAGAUAUUGAUGAAAUAAUGGCGAUUCUUCAGGAGGUAAAAGAAUUGGAUGAUAAAAAUGAGGUAGGGACAGACUCAAUUGGUAUGGCCAUCAGAAAUAAACAUGAGAUGGCUGUCAUAGAAUGUGAGGAUCCCAAUGAAAACACACCACUCUCUGAGGCUGGAAAUGGUGGAAGUGUGGACACCAUACGGCUACUUUUAGAGAAGGGAGCUGACCCCAACACACAGGGUCAGUUCGGCCGCACACCACUGUACCGAGCAGCUUUUGCAGGACACUUGGAAGCUUGUCAGCUGCUCCUCCAGAAUGGUGCAGACCCGCGGAUAUAUGCAAGUGACAGCCAGACACCUCAACAGAUAGCCUCUCAGAAGGCUGUACAAGAACUGAUAAAAGACUGGGAUGUUGCCCAAACAGACAUCCUUCUGGCUAAACUUGAAACUGCAAAAGAGCAACGCUUGGAAGAACAGAGAAAGAGAAAUGAGUUUGAACAGAGCAAAUUGGAGAGCAAGUUGGAGUCUAUUCAGCAUGAGUAUGAUAUUCUACAGAAACAGCUAAAUAAGGCUUACGCAGAGCUUGAAAAGAGGAUCUCGGAGCAUGAUGAAGCAGUGUCCAGUGGUUUUGACCGUCCAGAAAUCACACUACAGGCUAUUCAUGAUUAUGAAGAUGAAGUUGAGAUUUUAAAACUUAAUACGGAAAAGGCAAGAGAGAAGUUAGCAAAUGCCAAGCUAGAACUUCGUGAACAGAAGAGAGCAGGACAAUCUGCUUUGGGUGAAGAUGAACUACCAGGGGUUAAGGUGAUGACCCGUGAACUGGAAGAUGUCCUGCUAAGGGAUGUGGGGAAUAAAAUCAAAGACUCUGGCAUGUGGCCACUGAUCAUUGACCCCAAUGCUCAGGUCGCGACCUUCCUACGUUACCGUGACACCAACUACCUCAAUGCCCUCAGUCCGGCCCAGAUGGAGGCUGACAAAGCCAGGCUGGCCAUUAUUGGGUCUAUCAGGUAUGGUAAACCCCUGGUGUUGGACAUGAUGGAGGUGGAUAUGUUUGACACGGUCACCAUGAGGUUUGAUGAAAUUCUUGAGGGCCUCAUGAGCAAGAUCAUGGACAGAAGCAUUUUAGAAGAGGAAAAUUACUUGAAAAUAGUGAAAAAAUCUGAUGGAGAUGAGUAUGCAAAGACAAAAUUUAACGACUUACGAACAAAAAAUUUCAAAUUUGUUAUCAUCACCAAGAAUCCAUAUCCACCAGAGGAACUACUGGAGAAGACCUAUGUUAUUCGUAUGUAUGUACCUACCUGAACUACUGGAGAAGACCGAUGUUAUUGGUAUGUAUGUACCUACCUGAACUACUGGAGAAGACCUAUGUUAUUCGUAUGUAUGUAACUUCCUGAACUACUGGAGAAGACCUAUGUUAUUUGUAUGAAUGUACCUACCUGAGGUGGACUAACAAAAUUUAUAUUGUAAUAAUAAUAAUAUACAACAUUUAUAUAGCACCCUAUAUAAUUUGUAAAACUACUCUAAAGCACUUUCGAUUGUAAGAACAUUAGAGGAUGACCCUGCACUGCUCUCUGGUAAUUUAUAGUACUACUGGGGGGAGGACUGCUCUCUGGUAAUUUAUAGUACUACUGGGGGGAGGACUGCUCUCUGGUAAUGUAUAGUACUACUGGGGGGAGCACUGCUCUCUGGUAAUUUAUAGUACCACUGGGGGAGGACUGCUCUCUGGUAGGUAAUUUAUAGUACCACUGGGGGAGGACUGCUCUCUGGUAAUUUAUAGUACCACUGGGGGAGGACUGUUCUCUGGUAAUGUAUAGUACCACUGGGGGAUGACUGCUCUCUGAUAAUUUAUAGUACCACUGGGGGAGGACUGCUCUCUGGUAAUGUAUAGUACCACUGGGGAAGGACUGCUCUGUGGUAAUGUGUAGUACCACUGGGGGAGGACUGCCCUCUGGUAGGUAAUUUAUAGUACCACUGGGGGAGGACUGCUCUCUGGUAA
Messenger RNA from Mizuhopecten yessoensis (Yesso scallop), 2554 nucleotides. Its product is annotated as putative IQ motif and ankyrin repeat domain-containing protein. The coding region runs from base 43 to 1860 and encodes 605 amino acids. Gene Ontology annotation, molecular function: protein binding. The record is from RefSeq and is a predicted model, not a curated record. NCBI's taxonomy places the organism in Eukaryota, Metazoa, Mollusca, Bivalvia, Pectinida, Pectinidae. Gene Ontology annotation, biological process: regulation of barbed-end actin filament capping. The transcript is spliced from 14 exons. Gene Ontology annotation, cellular component: nucleus; cytoplasm.